ACUGCCCAUCUUUGCAGAAGAACCGUACGCGUGUGCCACCGGAAACAGAAGAAACAAUCGAAUUUCAUAUCGGAACAACUACUUGAGGCUGCCUGCGCCAUCGUCGACUGAAAAGUGUUGUCAUAUUUGUUGUUGACGGUUGAAAGGGUCGCCUUAUUUUCACAUAGAGAACGAGUUGUGCACAAGUGGUGUUUGCCUUGGAAGUUGUAAUGUCAGUCGGUGCCAUAGUGCCGCUCACACACUAGCUACAGUAACGUCAGCUUUUUCUGGCAAUAUCCUCGAAGGAAUCAGUAUGGAUGCGCUCUGGGUAUUCCUAAUGCUGCUGGUCCCACUUCUGCUAUGGACCAGCAGCACCUUUGUUUUUUAUUUUAAAAAGUGUUUCUACGUGGCCUAUAUGAUGGUUUUGGGUGCGAUUGCGAUUCCGCUUAGUAUAAUGAAAUGCGGCGGCAGGGACGUUGAAAACAUGAGGGUGGUCCGUGCUCUGGUUCGUCAUGUUAAGUACUUCCUGGGUCUGAGGUUCGACGUGAGUGGCUUGGAACACCUGCAGACAGAGGGACCCUACGUCAUCAUCUCCAACCACCAGAGCUCCCUGGACGUUCUGGGUCUAAUGGAGGUUCUCCCAGAUCGUUGCACCAUGAUUGCCAAGAAGGAGCUGGUGUACGCGGGCACGGUGGGCAUCGUGUCCUGGCUAGGCGGCAUCGUCUUCAUCAACCGCAAGAAGACCAGCGACGCCAAGAGUGUAAUGGCCGAAGCUGCCAAGACCAUGCUGGACGACCAAAUCCGGCUGUGGGUGUUCCCUGAGGGCACACGGAACCAGAGGAGCGACCUGCUGCCCUUCAAGAAGGGAGCCUUCCACCUGGCAGUGCAGGCACAGGCUCCUAUCAUCCCCAUCGUGUUCUCCUCCUACAGUAACUUCUACCUACGUAAAGAAAAGCUGUUCAACUCGGGGACCAUCACGCUGAAGAUCCUCCCGAAGAUCGAGACGAAGGGCAUGACGUCAGACGACGUGGCCGACCUCUCCGACAAGUCCUACGACCUCAUGCGCUCAGUCUUCCUGGACAUCUCUGGCUUCGCCCCCUUAACCCAGAGCAACGGGCCCUCCUUGCACCACUGAACAUUUCCCAUGUCCGAGACACCAAAACCUUUCCCCUACCUACAGAUUAGGUAAAAUAUAUUGGCACCCUUAUGGAGCAGAAUGUUCUGUUUUCUCUUUUCAAAACUGGUUGAAUGGCUAUUUUCUUUUACCCUGUAGGCACCUGCAACUUACCACAGGUGUGAGAUAAAUUACACAGUAAACGAGAAAUUGCCUCCAACCAAAUUAAUUCGAAUUUUGAAUAAAUUAGUCUAGGCCAUUUAUUUUCUUUGACGAAAAACCUAAAUGUAGGUUUUUUUAUUUGGGGGGGGGGGUUCCUGUGCAGUUGUAAGUCAAACAAAUACAUGUGUGAACACAAUGUUUUCCAUUUCAACUUAUUUUUGAAGAAAUAGUGAAUUGUGCAAGGGUGCCAAUAUAUUUGACCACAUCUGUACCAGGACACAAUGCACACACACCCCAGGCCUCUGUCAUGAACUCAUCUGUUGUUUUGGCCUGGUACAGUUUGGUUCUGGUUGGCUCCUGCUCCGACCCAGCCCCCAUACAGUGCAGUCCUGACCUCUCACUGCAGAAGCCCUGUUGGCUCUGCAGGUUACGAGUGGAGUGACGGACGGCAAGCAAAACGGAACAGUAUUAAUGUGCGUUCAUCAUGCAUGCCUUGCAGAUAGCUCUGUUGCCCACCUUUUUUAAAAGAGUCUUUAGUGUUAUUGUCUGAUUUUUAUUAGUCAGUGGUUGUUCUUUCGCUUUUUUCCCCUCCCUCCGGCUCGACACUUGUUUAGUUUUUUCAUAAAUGUCGACGGUGGAUAUUUAUACUUUCCUCUGGUGCUGCCUUAACUUUUUUCUUAAUGCGCUCUCAAAGACACGCACAACACACAACCACCUUGCUUUAACAGACGCCAAGCACUCCCACCGCUAACACACACGCACAACUCACCACGGCACCCCCUCCCCCAACACCCCACCCAACCCCAGUUUAUCCUCCCCUGUUCCGUUGUGCAUUCCAGCCUCUUGCCUCUUUUGAAGGAGGACCAGGGUCUGGACCAGGGGUCUUGAGGGGAGAUGGAGGGUGACAGAGCGAAAGGAGAGGUCAGUAGUUGACCAGGGACUUGUUAUUUAUCUGUGUCUCAGUGCAAUCAACUCUAUCGAUACAUACAUACCACACUUGCUUCUCAAUCCACAUGAUCAAAAUAGCUCAAUGACAUACUGUUACGACAUAAAGAAACAAAGUACAACGACGACAAGAACAAUCAUCAGUAAAUUCAUGGACUCUAGUGGACUCAAUGAUUUCCAAACGCUGUGCAUUGUUGGUGUACUAGGGUGGCAGAUAGCCUAGUGGUUAGAGCGUUGGGCCAGUAACCGAAAGGUCGCCAGUUCGAAUUCCAGAGCCGACAAGGUGGAAAAUCUGUCUGUGACCUUGAGCAAGGCACUUAAACCUAAUUGCUCCAGGGCCGCCGUUGAUAAUGGCAUACCCUGGCCGUGACCCCACUCUGAGGGUGUCUCGGGAGUUGGGAUAUGCAAAAUACACAUUUCCCAUUCACACGUGUAUUAAUACACAUUGUACAUGUGUGAAAUAGGACAAAUAUAAGCCACCCACCAAAUUAUUAUUAUAUUGUCUUGGUUUUUUAUUUUCCAACAGCCUAAGAAAUAAACUGCAUGUAACAUUGAGUAAAAAGUGUAUUUUCUACAGCUGUGUUAUAUAUUUUGCUUUAUAUUUAUUUCUACAUCAUAUGAUCUUGUUUGUUUCGCUUGUGUUUU
Messenger RNA from Coregonus clupeaformis (lake whitefish), 2845 nucleotides. Its product is annotated as 1-acyl-sn-glycerol-3-phosphate acyltransferase alpha. The transcript has 6 exons. Gene Ontology annotation, molecular function: 1-acylglycerol-3-phosphate O-acyltransferase activity. The coding region runs from base 293 to 1114 and encodes 273 amino acids. Gene Ontology annotation, biological process: phosphatidic acid biosynthetic process. Gene Ontology annotation, cellular component: membrane; endoplasmic reticulum. Lineage: Eukaryota; Metazoa; Chordata; Actinopteri; Salmoniformes; Salmonidae. The record is from RefSeq and is a predicted model, not a curated record.